AUGACAGGAUGUUGUUUACAAGAAAGAAGCUUAACUGGGACAUGGACAUCAAAGAGCAGGAGCGUGUUUACUGGGCCUGGGUUUUAUGAUCCUGUUGAAGAUAAAAUGUUUCCUCCGAAGUUAACUGGUAUUUCGUAUAGUUUUACUGAUGAUGGGUAUUUUGAAGAAUCUCUUUACCGAGUUAGUAGUAACCCUACUACUCCUGAAUGUUCUAUUUCCGUUUUGCAAUGGCAACAUGGAACGUUUCAAAAGCUUGACAAUGGUUCACUUUUGUUGAAUCCUUUUCCAAAUGAUGGCCGACAGAUAUUAUCCAACCCGUGUUUAGGUAUGACUUCUCGUUAUACUCGGUUUAGUGUUAGAGAAUUGAUAAUCAAAUUUGAUAUAGUGGUUGAUCAGUAUUAUAAAGGAUACAAACUUCAACUUUAUCAAUUUGAUGGAACACCUGUACAGCCACUAUAUCUUGCUUAUUUUCCUCCUCAGAUGCUUCCCACUGUUGUGUUUAAUUCUGUUUCUCAAAAAAAUUACAAACGAUCUUUUCAGAGUCAUAUUUUUUUUAGAAUUCCUGAUCCUGAUUAUGUCUGGUGGGUUGGUAUUUUUAUGAUUUUGCUGGGUAGUGUUGGUUAUUUUAUGAUUUAAAGA
Molecule: messenger RNA, 639 nt
Organism: Pneumocystis jirovecii RU7
Lineage: Eukaryota; Fungi; Ascomycota; Pneumocystomycetes; Pneumocystales; Pneumocystaceae
Exons: 4
Coding region: 1-636 (211 amino acids)
Biological process (GO): 'de novo' protein folding
Cellular component (GO): endoplasmic reticulum membrane; endoplasmic reticulum
Source: RefSeq, a predicted model, not a curated record